ACCUCUCAAGAAUCCUUGGUGUACGACCCUGAUCAGGAUGUCGAAAACAUACGCGCACUUCGAACGGACUAUAGAUCCCUCACCAAAAAAAUGGAAGAUCGAACAAGAUGUCGGAAAAGCAGACAUAUUAUUCAAGAAAGGCACUCCAACCUCGAAAUUAUCUUUGUUGUAGUGAGAGCACCUCAGGAAGCCGCGCUAGAUUCCGCUUUGUUGCUACUAGCUUCCGGCCUAGGAACACAAAAGGCCCGCGCAAUAAAGUGCGGGGGCGUAUCCUUCGAUGCUGAUGAAUUAGUCACCAGACUUGUCACAUUCAUGGGUGGUCGCAGGUUUGAAGACGUAGUCAACCAUGACUCUGACUCUGGUUCGGAAGAGGAAUAUCCCGAUACCACAAGGGCCCUUGAUUGGCAAAGGAUUGGACGCCGAGCUCUGGCAAAGAGCCGCAGAGUGCCUGCUCCAAGUUUCAUGCUUGGGCCGCUUUCUAUAGAGGUGAAAAAGCGCUCAGCCAAACGAGCGAGGUUGGAGAAGAAUAAAGAAGAUCAGCGAAGGCCACAAGAACUCCAGGAAGCAGACAUCGUACGGUCCGACAAUGAAACCACUAAGAACGUGAUUUGGUCAUUACUAGAGAGAACCGGAAGAAUCAAUCUAUUCCGCUUUGUCAUUAAUCCCCAAGAUUUUGCUCAGUCCGUCGAAAACAUCUUCCACCUGUCAUUCCUGUUUCAUGAAAGGAAAGCCGGUUUAGAGUUUCAGGAUGGAGAACAGAUUAUAUAUCCUUGUUUCGAGGAAGAUGCUCCAAUAAGGGACGAAGACGCCCCACGACGAUCCCAACUAAUCUUGGAAUUCGACUACACAACGUGGAAGCGGGCAAUAGAUGUCUUCAACAUUCAAGAUGCUUUAAUUUUUGACCGAAGACCAGACCGUGAAAAAAGCGACGUAGUUACAUGGCUAUCCUAA
Desarmillaria tabescens is the source of this 951-nucleotide messenger RNA. Its product is annotated as Nse4 C-terminal-domain-containing protein. The annotation marks the transcript as partial. Gene Ontology annotation, biological process: DNA repair. Lineage: Eukaryota; Fungi; Basidiomycota; Agaricomycetes; Agaricales; Physalacriaceae. The record is from RefSeq and is a predicted model, not a curated record. Gene Ontology annotation, cellular component: nucleus; Smc5-Smc6 complex. The transcript has 7 exons.